This is a messenger RNA of Tribolium castaneum (red flour beetle), 1892 nucleotides long. It is a transcript of the gene peng, whose product is annotated as penguin. The transcript has 4 exons. Lineage: Eukaryota; Metazoa; Arthropoda; Insecta; Coleoptera; Tenebrionidae. Bases 68 to 1876 code for a protein of 602 amino acids. Gene Ontology annotation, biological process: regulation of translation. Gene Ontology annotation, molecular function: mRNA binding. The record is from RefSeq and is a predicted model, not a curated record. Gene Ontology annotation, cellular component: nucleolus.
UUGGCAACUCUUUGUAACCAACUCAUCCCUAACCUACAAACACGUGUUUACAAAUUUGGCCAAAAAAAUGGCAAAACGUAAAGAAAACAGUGAAAGUGAAGUUGUCGCCCCUAAAAAACCAAAAACCACAAAAUCAGAAGUGGUCUCAAAGCCCAAGUUCGAAAAAAAAUCAAAAUAUCCCAAACAGACUAAAGCCGAGCCGAAAAAAUUUGUUAAGGGGGCAGGGAAAGUAAGUAACGAGGCACAAAAACCCGAAGACUGGAACGAAUUCAAAAAGAAGAAAAAAGAGUUGCGGUUAAAAAGGCGUCAAAACAAACCUGGAUUUGAUAUAAUAGUGGAGGCCAAAAAAAUGGGCGAAAAACUGCGUUGCAAAACGUUAAAAGGGGGCGAGGAGGAACGUGUUAUUUUAAUAAAUAAACUACACUCGUUACUUAAGGGAAAAGGACAUUACGCGAAAUUUGUUCUGGCCCACGACACUUCAAGAAUAGUCCAGUGGUUACUAAAAUACAGUUCAGACAUCGUAAAACAACAAAUAUCACAGGAAUUAAUUCCUGUCACUGUGGACAUGCUCCAAUCAAAAUACGGCAUUUUUUGCGCCAAACGCCUCCUCAAAUACGGCAAUCAGGCCACAAGGGCUUCCAUGAUCAACCAAAUGUAUGGACACGCUGUUAAAUUAUCAAGUCAUGCCUUAAGCGCCCCCGUUUUCGAAUAUGCCUACUCCACUUGGGCCUCCAACCAACAAAAACAGCACUUGACCCAGGAAUUUUUCGGCGACAUGUACAAAAAAAGCAAAGACAACGAAAUCAAGCACUUGCGCGACGUUUUCGCCCAAAGCCCUGAUUUAAAAACGGCCGUCUUGGGCGCCACCAAAGCCAACUUGGGGCGAAUUUUAGACAAAAAUUUGCUGGAUUCAGGUCUAGUUCAAACAGUCCUCAACCAGUUUCUUUGCGAGUGUGGUGACGAAGACAGGACUGAACUCAUUUCGCAAUUAAUUCCCCACAUUGUGGUUAUUAGUAAUAGUAAAGACGGGUCAAGGGCGGCUAUGCAGUGCAUCUGGCAUGGGACCAACAAGGACAGAAAGUUGGCCAUGAAAACAAUCAAGGAGCACGUGAUUGAACUGUCCAAACAUGAACACGGGCAUUGUGUCAUUAUUACAUUGUUGGAUACGGCGGAUGAUACUGUUUUGUUACACAAAAUCAUCAUUGGGGAGAUUUUAAAGGGGGCCCGCGAUUUGGCUGUGAAUGAAUGGGGGCGCAAGGUGCUCCUAUGGCUCGUGGCACCUGGAGACCCCACUUGUUUUCACCCCGUGUUUGUUAAGGAGUUGCAAGAGGGGCGCCAAAAAUCCAACUCGAAAAAAGACCCCCAAAUCAGACGAAAAGAAAUACUAGAAUAUUCUAUUGAAACACUGCUUGGUUUAAUAGGGGAAGAACCGGAAUUCUGGCUAGGGAAUUCGUCACUAGCGUAUGAAAUGUUAGCAAUAGUGAAAAGCGGUAGGGGAGAAGGGCUCAAAAAAGCCCUUGAAAGUCUUGUACAAAUCAUAGUUAAUCCUGAUUGGACGAUUAAAGCAAAUGAUAAGGAGAUUUCGGGAGUGGAAGACGCUGGUAUUCAUAUGGUUUUGAAAAAAUUAGCCAAAAAUGACCAAAAUAUCGAAAACUGUGAUUGCACGUUUGGGUCGUUACUUAUUAAUUCAAUGUCAGAUGAAACGUUGGAGAAAUGGUUGGGUUUGAAUCGUGGCUGUUUCCUAUUGGUUGCGGUGUUUGAGAAUAAUUCGGCGCUCCAAGACACGCUGAAAACGAAGUUAAUGGGCCAUAAGAAGUUGUUAAAGUCGCAAAGUUUGGCCGGGAGUAAGGUUUUGUUAAAGAAACUCACUGAAUAAAUGAAUAAGAAAAACA